AAAGCCUUUCUGGGCGGCAGUUGAAAACAGCUGAUUUGAACCUGUUUGUUUACUAACAAAUUUCUCGACAUGGUGAUGUACCGGUGUCCUCCAAAAUGAUGAAAAUUUGUCGUUUUUGUCUGCUCGAGGACGAAGAAUAUCUUAUACCGGUCGCGGAUGCCUCCGAGCUGGCGAUCGAUAUCGAGGAAGUGGCACUGUUUAGUGGCAUAAGGAUCGACGAUGACAACAAAACGCCCUACGCCAUGUGUCUGGAAUGUACCAACAAGCUGCAAAUUUGUUCCACCUUCCGGAAAACGUGCAUGAGCAACGACGCACAGUUUCGUGAGCUGCGUGCCAUGCUGGAGGCGAGUGCUAGCGAGCCAACCGAAACUGUGGUCGAACUAUCGGACAGCUCGGAGGAUACGUUCGAUUUCGAUGGAUUUGGUGACCACUGCUUACAGUCGAAACCCAGCGAGCCAGUGUGCAGUCGUAGCAACAUCACGGAGCUGUUGCCUGAACCGGACCACAAGCAGAGCGAACCGGUGGUACCGGUCACGAGCGCCAUCAUCGAAGCGAUCGCGAACGAUGAAGCGUUUGCGUACUCGGCCAACUACAUCGAGCAGGGUGAAACGGUGCACGUUGAGGAUGUGAUUCACAGAUCGUUCGUCGACUGGAAUAACAGCCUAAAUCCCAUACCGCCCCGAGUUCAGUACGUGCGCGAGCGCGGCAAGCGAAAGAAGCAUCUGUGCGAAAUCUGUGGCGUAAUAGUGUUCCACAUGCCGUCCCACUAUGAGAAACACCGCGAGCCCUCGUUCGAGUGUUCGCUGUGCCCGGUAAAGACGAAACAUAAGGCGACCAUGGCACAGCACAUCGAACAGGUGCACCUGAAACUGGUUAAAAAGAAGUGCAAAAUAUGCGGCAAAGGCUUCAUUCAUCACAAAACGUACCGGUACCAUAUGCUUACUCACGAGAGCAAAGGGGAAAAGUUCGAAUGCCCGGACUGCGAGAAAACGUUCCCCAAUGCCGUCUAUCUGAGGGAUCAUUUCAAUCGACUUCAUAAUGCGGCUAAGAAACCCAGAAACACCGGUACAGAACGCAAAGUGCGAAGGACACGCAACAGAUCCCGCAUUGCAGAUGAGACAAGCGACACCGAAUAAGUACAAAUGGGUUUUAUUUUUAUUUCUAUGGAGACUUUCAGUUUAUUGGCCUUGUUGUGGUAGCAAUCGAUAGGAGUGAUUUCUUUGAAAUUGUAACCAAAGGUUGCGUUAGCCUAUAUACAGACCAUUUUUCGGAACUGUCCGAUGCACGAGUUCCUGGAUUGCACGUGAGUUGCAGCGUGUGAAAAUACAUUCGAAUUCAAAUGCUCCAAGCGCCACAGAUUAAGCUUAAAUGACUGGAAAAUUAAAUAUCAGUUAAAACCGAUCAAUCAUGUAAGACAGUAGUAUGUAAGUUAGUCUUAAUGUUUGUUUAACCAGAAAUGGCGGACAAAUUUACCCAAUAAACAAACAAUCAACAA
This is a messenger RNA of Anopheles merus, 1495 nucleotides long. Its product is annotated as zinc finger protein 658B-like. Gene Ontology annotation, biological process: regulation of transcription by RNA polymerase II. Lineage: Eukaryota; Metazoa; Arthropoda; Insecta; Diptera; Culicidae. Gene Ontology annotation, cellular component: chromosome; nucleus. Gene Ontology annotation, molecular function: zinc ion binding; chromatin insulator sequence binding. The record is from RefSeq and is a predicted model, not a curated record. The transcript is spliced from 4 exons. The coding region runs from base 96 to 1136 and encodes 346 amino acids.